AAAAGAUAUUAGUGAAAUUAGAGUGUUUUGCCCUAUUCCCAAACGUUUUCCAAAUCUCAAACCCCAAAUCUCUCCAUUGUGCGACGAUGGCGGCCUCUUCGUCCUCGGCUACCUCCCACUCUUCCUCAGAGUCCUCGUCCGACUCGUCUUCCUCUCACGCUAAACGGCGUCGUCAUCGCAGCAACCGCCGCGACAGAGACAGAGAUUCUCUCAAGAUCCGGAAGAAGAGUCGUUCCUUAGGUAAACGGCGUCGUCGAAAGCAUCGCCGCCAUUCCUCCGACGACUCUUACUCUUCCUCCGACUCCGAUUACACCAGCAGAAGUAACAGUUCUUCAGAUAGUGAGCACGAGUCAAAUCAUUCAAAGAGGCACAAGAAAAGUGACAGGCCAAAGAAGUCGAAGCAAAAAGAACAGAGCAAGAGUCAUCGACAUAAACGUCCCAAGCACAAAGUUAAAGAGAAGCUGCAGGAUGAGGGAAGUAGCAGCCCUGUGCAGCUUUCUAAGUUUCUUGGGCGUGACAAGGAUGAUAGUGUACGCCGUAGUGCUGUCUCUGGCAAAAAGAUUCUGUUGAAACUUGACAAGUCAAAGGAGGAUAAAGCGGCCGAGAGCAAACGAAAUGAAUUAUUGAAGUUCUUAAACGCUAGUUUUGAUUGACUUGAUGCAGCUGAAGUUCAAAUUGUCUUAUGAAGGUAAGAUCAAUGGACUGCGUUAGACCUUCUCAGAUUAAAGUCCAAGUAUCUUUCUGAAGGUCAGGUUAUUAUGCUUGAAGUCACCCUCAUAGGUCAUGUUUUCCAUCAGUCCUGAGGGAUGUAAGAAUAUUGGUAACCUCAGCCUUGAGAAGUUGUAUUUUAUAAUGAAUUCCUCAAAUCUCAGUGUUGUAUUUUAUGGAUUUGGUGCUUUCCUUCAUAUAUUGACUUUAUGUGAUCAAAUUUUAUAUAUUUGAUGAGUAUUUGAGAAGCUUGUCACCA
Molecule: messenger RNA, 967 nt
Organism: Theobroma umbraticum
Lineage: Eukaryota; Viridiplantae; Streptophyta; Magnoliopsida; Malvales; Malvaceae
Source: RefSeq, a predicted model, not a curated record